CGUAUGGUGACAGACGGCCUCAGCUCUACAUGUACGUCCGAUUGCAAAAACAUUGAAAACGGAAUAUCGACAUAAAACAGAACAUUGAUAUGACAUUUCAGGGAACACCUCCACCAAGAUUUGCGGAUACGGAUUUUUCAGUAUAUCUUCGUGUUCAAGAGUCGUAGAAUUUAUGCUUCAAAUGUAUGAAGGCGCACACAGAACCAGCGAUCGAAAUCGCACGUUUUUCUGUGAUUGUAGACCAUCUUGUGUAGAAUUGAACUAUGAAGUGCAGCUCUCCCAGUCUGCCUUGAAUCACGAGAAAACAUACCGAGCUCGCUAUAGAAGGCCUACCAAUGAAUCGUACUUGUAUGCCAGAUUGUCAGUAUUUUUCAGAGAAGAAUUCUUUUUGUCACUAGAGAGAAAUGAAUUAUAUGGACCAACUGACUUCUUGGCUAACUUCGGAGGCCUUCUCGGAUUGUUUACUGGAUUUUCUCUCUUAUCUCUGGCAGAAAUAGUGUAUUUUUUAUCUGUACGAAUCUGUUGCAAUCUUAGGUUGUACAAUUUUUGAAGUAGAAGUAUCAAUUUUUCGUUUACAUCUCGUAUAAAAAAAUAAUUUUUGACACGCAUAUGACAC
Molecule: messenger RNA, 616 nt
Organism: Acanthoscelides obtectus
Lineage: Eukaryota; Metazoa; Arthropoda; Insecta; Coleoptera; Chrysomelidae
Source: the annotation of a GenBank genome assembly